Exophiala mesophila is the source of this 3548-nucleotide messenger RNA. RefSeq lists its product as uncharacterized. Bases 64 to 3030 code for a protein of 988 amino acids. The transcript is spliced from 3 exons. NCBI's taxonomy places the organism in Eukaryota, Fungi, Ascomycota, Eurotiomycetes, Chaetothyriales, Herpotrichiellaceae. The record is from RefSeq and is a predicted model, not a curated record. Gene Ontology annotation, molecular function: ATP-dependent chromatin remodeler activity; ATP binding; metal ion binding.
UCAUGACUUGUUGUCCUGUUUCCUAGCCAGAUACACCAGUUGACAAGGACAUCGACAUUCGCCAUGGCUCCGAGAGGACGGCCGAAGAGGCUGUCUACAACCCAGUCUACACCUUCAACCUCGAAGAUCGCCACUCCAGAUACAUCGGUUCCCCCAUCCAGUGUCCCUUCCAGGAGAAGUACUAGAAAUAUGAAAACAACCAUUGAGAUACCAGACUCUGAUGAGCCUGAACCGAUUCAAGCACAAACCGGAAGUAGUGCAGGUCCUAUCUUCCAAGGAGUUUUCCUCCCAAACCCACCCUCAGCGGCUUCUCUAUUUCGAACCAUCACGGCUCCAUCUUCCAUCUCAGAUUCUCUUGAAUCUUCCAAUUAUGAUACACCUGCCACAUCCACUGUGCCUACUCCUGCCUUGGCCGAUCAGAAGAACUCUAGAACCAGAAAUGGCGCCACAGCUCGUGCAUUGGAGCUGAAGUCGUCUGACUUUGCUCUCGGACCCAGAAACAAUAACAAGCGUAAGAGAUCAGAAUAUGAUGAAGAUCUCAUCGAUGCCCAAGCACUGGCUUCCGCCGAAUUGGCUGCAAAACUCCAAGCCGAGGAGUACAACGUCGAUUCUGACGAUUCUGACUCGACCCCAUUAUGGUCAAAGCGACCUAGGCUGGCUACAAACACCAUCACUGGUCUAGAUAGCCGCGAUGAUGACAUUCCCAUGCCAUCUAGGACUAAGGCCCGAGCUACGAGCCGCCAGCAAGACCGGCCUCUAACUCUUCAAGAGAUUAUUGACCAGGAUGACAGUAGUGAUGAUGAUAUUCCAUUGUCCUCAAGAUCGAAGGCUCGAGCCACAAGACAACAAUCAGCAAAGGGCAAAAUGCGAAUGGUCGAGUCUGACGCCUCGUCAAUUCUCAGUGACGUUCCCGACAGCGACGAAGAUUCGGAUGAUGCUGAGGACUAUUCGAUGCUGGGCACAGAGGAUUCAGAUGUGCAAAGCGUUGGGUCCGGUAUGAUAGCUCAUACCCAGCACACCACCCGUCAAGUCCAACAGGCCAGAUCAGUGCGCCGGAGACACCGUGACAUAUCUCGCCAGGAUCAUGAGCGGAAGAGGCUGGAAAAGGCGCACCCAGAAAUCGUCACCAUGUGGGAUGAUCUGAAGAAUAUCUCUCCUAUCAAGCCUGUGCAAGCUAUUCAACCCGAUGGAAUUAGCAGAAAAUUGAAAAACUUCCAGCUUGAAGGUCUUGAUUGGAUGGUCAAACAAGAACAGUCCAGAUGGAGGGGAGGAUUACUCGGCGACGAAAUGGGCAUGGGCAAAACCAUUCAAGCUGUUAGUCUGAUCAUGUCGGAUUGGCCCGCUAAAGAGCCUACGCUGGUCAUAGUACCACCAGUCGCUCUUAUGCAGUGGCAAGCAGAGAUCGGAGACUAUACCAGUGGCAAGCUCAAGGUCCUCGUCUACCACGUCUCUGCCAACCCCAAAUGCAAGUUGCUCACCAAGAAGGAUCUUAAGAAGUACGACGUCAUCAUGGUAUCAUACUCUGGCCUCGAGUCCAUGUUUCGCAAGCAGCACAAAGGCUGGAAUAGAAAUGAUGGGAUUGUCAAAGAGGACAGCAUUCUGCACUCGAUCAAAUACCAUCGUCUCAUUCUGGACGAAGCACACAGCAUCAAAUCGAGGACUGCCAGCGUUGCAAAGGCCUGUUUUGCCCUCAAAGCAGAUUACAAGUGGUGCUUGUCCGGCACUCCAGUGCAGAACCGCAUUGGCGAGUUCUUUUCUCUGCUUCGAUUUCUCGAGGUCACCCCAUUCGCCUGUUACUUUUGCAAACAAUGUGCCUGCAAGCAACUGCACUGGUCACAAGAUGAGCAAAAGAAGUGUAAUACUUGCAAGCACAGCGGCUUUAACCACGUCUCUGUCUUCAACCAGGAAAUCCUCAAUCCUAUCACAGGCAAUGAAUCGCAUAAGCGAAAACAAGGUCUCGAAAAGUUACGCUUGAUCACUGACCGCAUAAUGCUACGGCGCAUGAAACGAGAUCAUACAUCAUCCAUGGAACUACCACCCAAGGACAUUAUCAUUCAUAAUGAAUUCUUCGGCGAGAUCGAACGAGACUUUUCUCAGAGCAUCAUGUCCAACUCUACCCGCAAGUUUGACACAUAUGUUUCCCAGGGUGUUAUGCUGAACAAUUAUGCCAACAUCUUUGGCCUGAUCAUGCAAAUGCGACAAGUUGCCAAUCACCCCGACUUGAUUCUGCGAAAGAAUGCUCAAGGUGGACAAAACGUUCUCGUUUGUUGCAUAUGUGACGAGCCUGCCGAAGAAGCCAUUCGAUCUCGCUGCCGUCAUGAAUUCUGUCGCCAGUGUGCCAAGUCUUACGUGCAGUCAUUCAGUGGAGGCGGCGGAGACGCUGACUGCCCACGAUGCCACAUUCCACUAGCCAUUGACUGGGAUCAACCUGAGAUCGAGCAGGACGAGGAGAAUGUCAAAAAGUCAUCCAUCAUCAACCGAAUUAAAAUGGAAGAUUGGACCUCGUCCACCAAAAUUGAGAUGCUCGUUUACGAUCUCUACAAGCUUCGUAGCAAGAAACAGACGCACAAGAGCAUUGUGUUUUCUCAAUUCACUUCUAUGCUACAGUUGGUGCAAUGGCGUCUCCAGAAAUCUGGCUUUAGCACAGUCCUUCUCGAUGGCAGCAUGAGUCCAGCUCAACGCCAAAAGUCAAUCGACUAUUUCAUGAACAACGUCGACGUCGAGGUGUUUCUUGUAUCACUCAAAGCUGGUGGAGUCGCUCUCAAUCUCACCGAAGCCAGCAGAGUGUAUAUUGUCGAUCCAUGGUGGAAUCCUGCCGCGGAAUGGCAAUCAGCUGAUCGUUGUCACCGAAUUGGUCAACGCCGACCUUGCGUCAUCACCCGUCUUUGCAUUGAAGAUUCAGUUGAGUCGCGAAUGGUUCUUCUUCAAGAGAAGAAAGCAAACAUGAUCAACGGCACGGUUAACAACGACCAAGUUGCGCUUGACAAAUUGACACCAGAGGACAUGCAAUUUCUAUUUCGUGGAACUUGAUGAAAGUCGGAGCCCCGACUUCGACUUCUGUCAGGGUCCUUUGUAUCUUGUGACGAUUUCAUUCGGACAAGUUUUGCUUCUGCGAGGACAACGAUGGAUAUUAUGAUGGAAGCCUCAACGUGUACCACAGUUUGGUGUCACAAGGAAUGAAUGGUGUGCUACGAUACUACGAGAAACUGAGCACUGAGCAUGAAAUCAGUACCAAUCAGGUUUGGUGCUGCGAGGGAGGAGCUUUUGAUUAACAGCAUUUUCUAUUGGCAUGGAUACUGUAUAUUAUACCGUCCAGGUGGUCUUGGUUUUUGUGUUCGUGAUGGAAGUCAUUGAACAUCAGAGCAAGGCACCACGUUCGGGGAGGGGCUGACAAGUGGCUAGAGCAUUUUCCUUGAGGUGUAGUGCUGUUGAGAUACCAACUUAGGGAGGACACCGGAGCUUAUACAUCAGCAACAUCGCACUGGAGAGAAGUGCAUAGGGCCUCAGGGCACUGGAAAGGCAAAUGUGGAUAGCAUACAGAACAUCCA